Messenger RNA from Monodelphis domestica (gray short-tailed opossum), 2389 nucleotides. RefSeq lists its product as uncharacterized. Gene Ontology annotation, molecular function: GTP binding; structural constituent of cytoskeleton. Gene Ontology annotation, cellular component: microtubule. Gene Ontology annotation, biological process: microtubule-based process. Lineage: Eukaryota; Metazoa; Chordata; Mammalia; Didelphimorphia; Didelphidae. The record is from RefSeq and is a predicted model, not a curated record.
UACAAAGUAAUAAGCCACGUGCCUAGGGCACGUUUAGCCCAUUCACAGCCUACUUACAACAUGUUGCAAUCUCUGAGUAGAAGAAGAGAGCUCUUGAGAGGCAGAGAGCCCUUUAAGUAAUAAAUUGUGAUCUUCCAGGUGGAGACUCAGGCGAGAUUAUAGGGAAUACUGGGAAGUAUCAAGGACUUCUGGGGACUGAAGUCUGGGGUUCAAAUCUCCAUUUUUACAAUUGGCAGCAAUACUCAUCAACAAAUCCCUCAACAUUAAUUGUUAGAAAAUUUCCUGCAGGGCAAGUAUGGCUUUGUGCACAGAUCUUUGUAUGGCGUUGUGUCCCCUCCCUCCUUAUUUGAGUACCACAAGUGCCUAUAUUGAGACCUGUUAUAAAGCAUAGCCCAUAGUGAUUCUGGUCCCAGAAUCCUAGGAGAACUAAGACAUCGUUACUUAAAGGCUCAUUGCAUUCUCUCAGUAGAACCAAUGGUCAAGAGCUGGCAUCCUUUCUCAAAGAGGAGUAACCACUGGAGAAUCUUUGUGGAUAAAAUGUCAAAAAACAGUAAGACUGAGUCAAAGUGGUGAAUACUGGGAGACAAUGUAAUACCAUGAAGAGCCACAUAACUAUCCAGGAGCAGAGGGACAGCAAAAGAGCCACAGUGAUACAGAUACAGAGCUUAACAUUGUGAGAUGCACUUUCCAGUGCUAGGCACACAGAUGGAUUAGAAAGGUUGGUCUCUUCCAUUGUUAAGAAAGCAUUUUCUGUGUACCAAAGUAUUCCCUACUUGGGAAUCUUCAACAUGGGCAAAUAAAAUUUGAUUCUCACAUCUUUAUUUGAAUGUUUUUCAUCCCUGGAUACCUCUGUAGGGAAAAUGUCUACUGUUUGGCUUCAAGUUGGACAAUGUGGCAACCAGAUAGCUCAGGAAUUGUGGCACAACCUGGGCAUUGUUACUGGAACCUGUGGAAAAAUAGAUAGGAAUCCCUUCUGUUCCCGAGAUGGAAAACUCAGCGCUAUCUGUGUGGACAGUGAACCCAAAGUGAUCAAGAAAAUGCAGAAACAAAUGAAGAAAGGUUUAUUUCGAGAAUCAAACCUAAUAUUUGGAAAACAGGGGAAAGGGAAGAACUGGGCAUUUGGCUACUACAACAAGCCUUCAAACUGUGAAAAGAGUCUUCUCUACAGGACCAUGGAGAGGCUUCGGAAGGAAGUAGAACUCCGAGAUUGUUACAGUGGGACUGUGCUUUUUCACAGCCUAAGUGGUGGCACAGGAGCAGGUCUUGGCUCUCAUCUCUGUGAGGAAAUCAGAGAUGAAUAUCCUUUAGGACAGAUUCUGUCUGUAACGGUGGCCCCAUACCAGACGGGCGAGUGCCCUCUUCAACAUUACAACAUUCUGUUGUGCCUUUCUUGGCUUCAGAGUUAUGCAGAUGGCAUCUUUCUGUUCCACAAUGAUGAUGUCCUGAAGAGAACAGCAGCCAGCAUGGAGAAAAAAAAUAUCCAUGAACCCAGAAAGCUAACCCAAGUGUCCCUGUCCAACAUGAACACCUACAUUGCAGACUGUGUGGCAGGACUCUUGUACCCAGUCAACAAUUUCCGACCAACCAGUGGGCUGAACAUGGGAGUAGAACCCUGGGAGUUACUACGAUCUGUCUGUCCUGUGCCAACCAUGAAAUUCCUUCAUGUUGCUCAGACCAGUACCAGAGGUCAGGUGUUUUGGGACAGCAUGGUUUCAUCAAUGACUCACUUCUUGGCUCCUGAGUCAAGUACUGGGGACCCUUUUUAUAGUACUUCUUUGCUGUUGGUGGCCCGAAGUAACCACUGCUCUUUGAUCCGACCCCAGAGUUCUGCGGUGAAGAGGCUGCAGAGGGCCUAUGGCUGUGUAUCCUGGAACCCUUUCCCCCUCUCUCUUUGGACAGCUUCCUAUGAUAUGAAGGACCCAGGUGGUCAGAGGCACUCACUCACUGUCUGUGCCAACCAUAGCAGCAUCAUUGAUCUGCUGAAACACACUCUGGAGAAAGCACAAAAAAUGUACUCGGCCAAUGCAUAUACUCACUGGUAUAGGCAAUAUGGCUGUGAGGGGAGCGAUUUUGAGCAGGCUUUUGAUACCCUCUACACAGUGGAGGCUGAGUAUCGCAGUGCAGGAGAAUGGUGACAAUUCUCAGAUAAGCAUUGUGCAAAAGCCCUAUUGAAUGGACUGAACUGAAUUAAAGCCAGAGGACCUGAUCACAGGUUAAACGAUUCCCCAGAUCUCAAAGAAAACUCCUGAUUCCUACCCAUCUUGGAAAAGGCAGCCUCUGCUUUUAAUAGUUGAGAAAUACUCCUAAAAAGAUAUGCCAACACUCAGCAACCUAGAUAAAAGGCUAACUGAAUAAUAUAUCAACAGAUUAAAAAUGAUCUUUUUAUUCA